AUGGCUACCACCGCCUCGGUGUACAACACCUCACGCACAACGCGCCAGAUUCUUCGGCGGCAUCGCAAAGACAAGCCUUCUCUCAUCCUCCACCUGCACAACCACCACUUCCGGUUCGAGCGCCAAAAUGGCAUGUUCCUCUUCGACUCGCCCGUCAAGGCCUUUCUCGGGUACAUCCGGGAUCAGAAGGUGCCGGCGGAUCUGAUCGAUGUGCUGACCGACUCAGGGGUGCAAUUCUUUGAAGGGUGUCUUUUGGUGGACGUGCACGAUCACCGGAGUCAUGCCGCUGCGUCGGCGUCGAUAUUGGGCCCACGGGAGCUGCACAGCAUGAGUGCGGCGGGGACACUGGCGAGAGGCGAUCGCGAUGCUUCCGGAGGAGCCAUAGGGGAGGGCGCACUAGCAUCGACUCUCUUCUACCUUCAAGAAGGCGGUCGCUACGGAGCACGCAAGCUUCUCGGCGGCGCAUCCUCUUCCGACCCGCGCACGGGCGGUCUCGGAGGCGUCGAGAUCUACCGCAUCGUCCUUCACCCCAGCUCGGAGACCCUGUGGGCCGACAUCAAGAUGCUCGACGAUUUUGCGGGGGGGAUGUGGAGCGAUCAAGAAGCGCUCGAAGUCGAGGCGAAGAUCCUUGCGCUCACGGCACCACCUUUGUGCCUCACGCCCGACCCACAGGCGACGCGCAUCGCCAACCUCAUGCUCUCCUCCACCGCCCUGCCUUCGGCAUACACCCCGUCGCAGGACUCGCCCUUCCGCUCAGCCCGAAAGCGUGGAGCAAACUCGAUCGAGAUGGAGAAGGAGGAGGCCAACCGGCAGAGGCGGGAGAAGAUCAUGCGGUUGAUGCAGCAUGGACACAAGGGUGUGGUGCCACCCUCUGGACCGGCGAUGGGCGAAGGCGGACCGGCCAGCGCCGCUGCAGCGACAGCGUUCGUGCCGACGUUCGACAGGAUGACGUUCAUCGAGCGGUGGAGGAUUGGGAGGAAUGCCGCGCUCAACGGCGCUCCCCUUGGCGCGCCCGCUCCCGGUGCGGCAAGCGCAAGCGCCAACGGCACGGCGCCGGCAAAGGGCAAGGACACCAAGCCGGCCGAGAACGACGCCGAUACAAGCACCGCCAAGAAGCCGACCAAGAAGAAGAAGAAGGCGCAGCGGGAGAAGGAGGAGGCAGAAGCAGCUGCGGCGGCCGAAGCGGCCAAGAAGAAGGCGGAAGAAGAAGCUGCUGCCGCAGCGACAGCGAAGAAGCCCAAGAAGAAGAUGACCAAGAAGGAGCGCGAGGAGAAGGAACGCAGAGAAAAGGAGGAGAAGGAGAAAGCGGAGAAGGAGGAGAAGGAACGGAAGGAGAAAGAAGCCGCUGCUGCAGCGGCUGCGAAUGGAAAAGCGAAACCGAAGAGCAAGAAGAAGCAGAAGGAAGAGGCUGCUGCUGCCGCUGCCGCCGCAGCAGCCGCAGCAGCGAGUGCGGAAGCAGCCUCCAAAGCCACAGCCAAGAAGGACGCACCUGGCAGUCCCGAGAAAGACAAGAAGGCAUCACCCAAGAAGACGGCGGGCAAGAAGCCCGUCACUACCACACCCGCCACCCCUGCCAGUGGCAAGAAGAAGACUCCAGCAAAGAGCGACAAGAAAGUGCCCAACACCGCCGUGCCGCCAACGGGAAGCACCGACACACCCGUCCUGGCCAACGCGACAAUACAAACGCCCGUGCUCAACAGCGCCACGCCAUCCGUUCAAAAUACGCCCACACCCGCACACCGCGCCAUCCCCACACCCCAACUCCAGCAGCAGGCGCAGAUGCAACAGCUCACCCAACAGCAGCUCCAACAGGCUGCCCUGGCGGGUAUGUUCCCAGGUAUGAACCAGAUGCCCUUCAACACGCCGCAAGCAAACGCCGGUGGGUUUGGAGCGGGGAUGCAAAUGAUGAACUUCCCCCCGACGAGCAAUCCGCAGGCGACGGCGGCUGCGUUGGCUGCGAUGCAGGGCAUGGGUCUCGGUCAGUUCGGUGGGAAUGCAGGGAUGAAUUUUGCAGGAGGAAAUGCGGCGCAGAUGCAGCAGAUGAUGCAGAUGAUGCAGGCGAAUGGGAUGGGGUUCGGGAUGAACGGGUUUCAGCCGCAAGGCCAGCAAGGGCAACAGCAGGGUCAGCAGCAGGGACAACAGGGUCAGCAGGGUCAGAGUGGAGAUAUGCCGGUGGGCGUCGGACUGGGCGGGCUGGCGAAUUGGGGUACGGGCAAGUAG
This is a messenger RNA of Kalmanozyma brasiliensis GHG001, 2220 nucleotides long. RefSeq names its product Transcription factor Spt20. Gene Ontology annotation, biological process: regulation of transcription by RNA polymerase II. Lineage: Eukaryota; Fungi; Basidiomycota; Ustilaginomycetes; Ustilaginales. The transcript has a single exon. Bases 1 to 2220 code for a protein of 739 amino acids. Gene Ontology annotation, cellular component: SAGA complex. The record is from RefSeq and is a predicted model, not a curated record. Gene Ontology annotation, molecular function: transcription coregulator activity.